AUGGACAACGAAAAGUCUAAUGAUGCGAUCUAUGCAUCUAUGGUUGGCACCUGCAUUUUAAGUGUGAUCGGAUCAAUUUUUGUAAUUUCUGCCUACAUUUUAUUCAAAGAACUAAGAGCGUUUGCUUUUAAACUGGUCGCUUAUUUAGCUUUUGCCGACAUGUGCUCUGCUUUAGGUAUUUUCUACUUAGUUUACAUGAUCCCUUGAAAAGUUUCAGACCCUCUCUGCCAAUUUCAAGCCUCAGUCAGUCUUUAUUUUGACCUUUCCGGUGUUUUAUGAUCAAAUAUCAUCGCUCAUGCACUUUAUUCAGCAGUUAUCAGGCACAAGCCUAUAGAGCUUUACCACACAAAAUACCUCAUUUAUGCAUUCACAAUUCCAAUAAUCCCUGCAGUCAUCCCUUUUAUCUCUAACGAUUAUGGGAGUUCUGGAGCCUGAUGCUGGAUAUCAGGAACAUCAGUUUACCAAAAUUUAGAAAAAUAUUUUUUAUUUUAUAUUCCUAUGUGAUUUGUAUUAAUUUACAAUGCUGUGGUGUACUUAAAAGUGAUAAGAAAAAUAAAAAAUGAAGCAGAUAUAGGGAGUAGAGAAAACAAGCUGAAAAGGAAACUGGUGAGGAAACUGAAAUUGUACCCAAUUAUUUUUCUUAUAUGUCAGGUUCCUGUUACAAUCUAUAGAGUAUGAGGAACAAUUAAAGAGCUUGACUGGACUGAUUAUGAUCCUGAUGAUAGUUUUUGGAUACUUUGAAUUGCAGCAGUCAGUAUGUGCUCAAAUGGAGCACUAAAUUCAAUUGCAUAUGGACUGACAGGAGUCGUAAAAAAGAAACUGAGAGAAGUGAUAUGUAGAAGGAAAAAAAAUCCGCUUGAAGACUCUAUGAUGUAUGAUAUAGUGAAGGAAGAAAUUUAA
Messenger RNA from Blepharisma stoltei, 900 nucleotides. Lineage: Eukaryota; Ciliophora; Heterotrichea; Heterotrichida; Blepharismidae. The record is from the annotation of a GenBank genome assembly.